AUGCUGCCUGGAGAGGAACGCUGGGACCCCACGGUCUCGGCGGUUCCAAUGACAGUGUCUGCUCCUCCUACGAACCUGCGCAGAACACUGUCUCAUCCUGACCAACACCUUCUUUCGCCUGCCGAUGAGGAAGAUGGCCGGCUGGAUGCAUUCCCGGUCUGUGCGCUGUCAGCUGCUGGACUAUGUUCUCGUCCUGAGGCGAGAUCAGCAGGAUGUGCUGGUGACAAAGGCGAUCCCGGAUGCCAACGGGUGGACGGACCAUUGCCUCGUCAUCUCCAAGAUGAUUAUCCGCCUACAGCCACGCGGGAAUCCUCAAGGUAAGCGACCAGCAGGUUAGUUGAAUACUGCUUUAUUGAAUGCGCCCGCUCAUCAUUUCCAUCUUAGCAAUGAACUAACUCAACGACUAGCUAAACUUCCAGUCGCCGCCGCCGACGACGAGGACGCCUCCGUGGAGAACCGAUGGUGCCAACUGAGGGACACGGUCCAGUCAACCGCCCUGGCUGUACUCGGUCGCGCACGCCACCAACAUCAGGACUGGUUGGACGACAAUGACUCCGCUAUUAGCAACCAACUCGCCGAGAAGAACCGCCUGCACAAAGCCUACGCCAACCGCCCUACCGACGACAAGGAAGCAGCCUUCUACCGUAGACGCCGUCUUGUGCAACAGCGGCUGCGGGAGAUGGAGGAUGCUUGGACGGCUUCCAAAGCCGAGGAGGUCCAAGAGUACACGGAUCAUAACGAAUGGAAUAACAUGCUGUAUGAUUCGCCAUACUGA
Spirometra erinaceieuropaei is the source of this 775-nucleotide messenger RNA. Lineage: Eukaryota; Metazoa; Platyhelminthes; Cestoda; Diphyllobothriidea; Diphyllobothriidae. The record is from the annotation of a GenBank genome assembly.